Penicillium argentinense is the source of this 1044-nucleotide messenger RNA. Its product is annotated as VIT1/CCC1 transporter family protein. NCBI's taxonomy places the organism in Eukaryota, Fungi, Ascomycota, Eurotiomycetes, Eurotiales, Aspergillaceae. The transcript is spliced from 2 exons. Gene Ontology annotation, biological process: intracellular manganese ion homeostasis. Gene Ontology annotation, molecular function: iron ion transmembrane transporter activity; manganese ion transmembrane transporter activity. Gene Ontology annotation, cellular component: fungal-type vacuole membrane. The coding region runs from base 1 to 1044 and encodes 347 amino acids. The record is from RefSeq and is a predicted model, not a curated record.
AUGGGCCUUGCACAAGGCUGCUACUCCGCACCGCGAUUGCAACGCCUUGCAAGCGAGCGGCCGAGACUUGCUCUUAAACUCCGUCCAUACGACUCUUCCUCCUUUCUCGCGUGCCCAAAUUCCACCAUCUACCUCACCAGCGAUCUACACCGCGUCUCGGACAUGUCCAUUACCUCUUUCAGCGGCCUCAUGUCGAACUACUCCGUACUCUCCGAUCGGAGCUCAAGGGAGGAUGAAAAGGACCUGCACCAGCGUCUGCGAUCGGACAUCGAGGCUGGCGACCGUCAACCGCGACAAGAUGGCGAGAAGAAGUCUCGCUUUAUCGACGGGCGCACCGUGUCCGAUGCGAUCAUCGGCCUGUCAGACGGCAUGACAGUGCCAUUCGCUCUGACAGCGGGUCUCUCCGCGCUGGGAGACACCAAAGUGGUCGUCUUUGGCGGCUUGGCCGAGCUCAUUGCAGGUGCCAUCUCCAUGGGCCUGGGAGGAUAUUUGGGUGCAAAAAGCGAGGAGGAGUCUUACAAGGCCACACUGAAGGAAACCCAAGCGCAAACUGUGAGCGAUCCGUCGUCCGUCUCCAGCACCAUCCAAGACAUCUUCGAGCCCUACGAGCUACCCUCCGAACUGGUGUCGCAACUGACCAACCACCUCUCCAACUCGCCCAUGCUUCCUUCAUUUCUGAUGAACUUCCACCACACUCUCCCCGAACCAUCGGAUUCUCGCGCCGUCGUUUGCGCGCUGACCAUUGCCCUCGGCUACUUCAUCGGCGGCUUCGUACCUCUGGUUCCUUACUUCUUCGUCGGCCCGCACGACGCAUUCAUUGCUCUCCGCUGGUCCAUUGCUACAAUGGUCGUCGCUCUCUUCAUAUUCGGCUACGGCAAGACCUGCUUCGUGAGUGGCUGGCGCGGUCGCCGAAACAUCCGCAAGGGGCUUGUGGGUGGUUUCCAGAUGGUCCUUGUGGGCGGCAUCGCAGCUGGAUCGGCAAUGGGGCUGGUUAAGGCGUUCCAGAUGCUUGCGCAUGGACCAGAACACGAAAAGCACGAUUAA